Gigantopelta aegis is the source of this 5899-nucleotide messenger RNA. RefSeq names its product serine/threonine kinase-like domain-containing protein STKLD1. The transcript is spliced from 19 exons. NCBI's taxonomy places the organism in Eukaryota, Metazoa, Mollusca, Gastropoda, Neomphalida, Peltospiridae. Gene Ontology annotation, molecular function: ATP binding; protein serine/threonine kinase activity. Gene Ontology annotation, biological process: protein phosphorylation. Bases 30 to 2006 code for a protein of 658 amino acids. The record is from RefSeq and is a predicted model, not a curated record.
CGCAUCACAACGGCGUCCGGUUGUCAAGAAUGGAGAAUUACAGGCUUUUAGAAAGACUUGGGAAAGGUGGCCAAGGUUCUGUUUACUUGGCUGAAAAUAAAACUGAUGGAAGCAAGUGCGUUUUAAAGAAGGUUGAAUGUCAAGAUGAAAGCGAUGCCAAUCAGGCCUUUCGUGAGGCUCUUGCUUUACAGAAGCUUAAACAUCCCUAUGUUUGUGGCUACAAAGAUUUCUUUGUUAUGUGGGACAAAGAGGCUUGUGCAAUGUUCUUGUGCAUCGUGAUGGACUACUACACAGAUGGAGAUCUCAGAAAGUUCAUCAGUGGAUACCAGGAAAAGCGGGAACCCAUUGAUGAAGAGAUUGUGAAAAGGUUCUUGGGUGAGAUUAUGGAGGCAUUGAUUUUUGUACACAGACAAGGAAUUCUUCACAGAGACUUGAAGCCUAGUAAUAUCUUCAUCAACGGUGACGGGACGUUGUGUUUGGGAGAUUUUGGGGUGUCCACCAUUAUAGGAGACAUCAGAACAAACACCAGAUGUCCUCCUGGUACAACUAACUACAUGGCCCCCGAGGUUGCUAACGAGCAAUACGAUGAGCGGAGUGAUUUGUGGUCGCUGGGCUGCAUCCUGUUUGAGCUGGCCAGCACUUUCCUGUACAAUGGAUCGACAUUUGCCGAGCUGCUCAAGUCCAUUCAGAAUGACGACGAAGUCCUGGAGGAGUCCCUCGAGCAUAUUGCACAGAAGUUUUCUGGUGACCUCAUCAAGACAAUACGAGCCAUGCUAAAACCAAACCCAGAGCUUAGGGUGUCUCCAGAAAACCUUGUAGAAAAGCUACCAUACGUCCGUUCGUGUGUUGAAAUCAGUGACUCCAGUUCUGUGGAAAAGAGAAAGAGACAGCUUUUGUCAAAAUAUGGAUGUCAGCCGUUACCGGACACCUUGACUCCGGAGUCGGUGCUGGAACACAUGGCGGGCACGAUAGACUUCGAGGAGUGUGUGAAGGAGUGCCUGAGCCGGCUCCUCGAGCUGUUCAAGGAGCAGGAGACGAUCCUGAUGAACGACAACAGCAAGCGCCUCAUCGCCCUCGCCAUGUCAAACAACAUGGCCGACCCAUCCAUCCAGACCGUCGGCUGUGAUGUCCUUGGCAGUCUCGCACUGUCCGCAAAGGCAGGCGAUCUCUUGUUUACUCCUGAAAUCAUCACUGUGAUACCGAAGGCUAUGCAGGCUCAUCCGGACAACUUGGAAUUACAGCUGGCAUGUGUCACAUUGCUGAUGGCUUUGUCAGAUGCAAAAAGAGCGAGUGUGAUCAUCGGAGAGUUGGGUGGAAUCAAGCUGAUCGUGAAUGCCAUGAGGAACCACUCUGACAGUGCCCAACUGGUGGGGGCAUGCUGUCAUGCUCUGUGGAGUCUUACUGUCAAUGAGGACAACAUGUUUGUGGCAUCCGAAGAGAAGGCAGUUGUGGAGAUAACCACAGCACUGAAACUUCAUCAGUUAAAUGCUGACGUCGUAGAAGCGGCUUGCGCAGCCAUUGUACCCCUUUGCCUUGAUGAUUCCAUUUUCAAGUAUGCCAAUGACCUAGACUUGGUUGGGACCAUAAUAAGUGCCUUAAGUCACCACACCAAAGUGCCAAAGGUUAUCAGGAAUGGAAGUAUGGCAUUGGCAAGUCUAAGUGAACCCAAUGAGGAAUGUGCUUUUCGCAUGUUAGCUGGUGAAGAAUCCAAAACUGAAACUCCAUCUGGCAUUCCUGUUAUAAUGAAGGCGUACGAACUUCACAAAGAUAAUGCAGAGGUGGUGGAGGCUAUUGUUGGACUUUUCGCGGAACUUGCAGAGUAUGAUGAGAUUAAAGCUGAGAUGAUUUGCCUGCAUGCAGAUACUAAACUGCUUUUGGAAAUCUGUAAACGCUUCAAGCACUGUAAGAGUAUUGUGGAUCCUUGUGAAGAAACUCUGAAGAAACUUGAUGGAGGAAAUGUCACACAGAAGGCAGGAGAAAGUUUCUUCAAGCAAAGUACAAAGUGACUGCCAUCUUGUCACCCCAUUCACAUAUCAUGCUGAUAUCCUCAAAGUAUUUGAACAUUGCAGCAUUUUAGUGUAUUGCCAGUUUCACCCAAAAUAAUUUACUGGGUAGAAUUUACGAAGCUUGUUUUUUUUAAAACACUGGUCUUUAAGCACUCUAAAUAUAUGUAGUUACACAAGUGUAAGAUGAAAAUAAACUUUGUAAAUUCAGCCCACUGAUUUUUAAUCCUACUCGAAGUUCAAAGUAUAUUAAUUUCAAAAAUACAUAUUAACUUAGUAGAAAAAAAACGACCAAAUAUGUAAAAAGAUUUACAACUAUUUUUGUGUAUUGAUACAUAAAUAUGCAUUUUAAGAUGUGAGAGCUUUUAAACUGGACUGAAUUUAUCCAGUAUUAUCCAUAUACCAUUUAUAUCAAAUGGUUUACAACAAUUAUUGUGAAUUUGCUAAUUAAUAUUAAACGAUUUACAUUUUAACUUCUAUAUAAAACAUGAUGCUGUUACACCUGUAACAAUGGUGCACACCAUAUGAUGAUUAGGUGUGUGUGUGUGUGUGUAUAGGUGUCUCUGUAACUUCUACAAGUGUACAUGUUGAGUGGUGUGGUGUUAAGUAAUUCAUACAUUUCCUUUAUUUAACAUUAUAUCCUAUUCCUACAUGUAAUUCUGGACUGGAUAUACAUACAUGUACAUUUAUCAUGCAACCAGGCUUCCUGUUGACCUGAUAAGACCUACCUGAUAAUUCAAAGUGUUAUCAUGUCAGGAAAUGAGUUGUGAGCAUGACGAAUGUUUGCUCAAUAUUCAGAUAGGUCGUUUUCUCAUUUUUCAAACAUCCAUUUACAGCAGUAAUUGUUGGACUACAUAAAUAAAUAUAACAUUUACACUUCGUGUAACAUCAAAUUACCUCUUAUUUUUCAAUUCGCUAUUAUUCGCUCCAAUUCAGAACUAGCCAGCAUUUUGAAUUAAAUAUUUUGAAACAAAAAAAGAAAGUGGCUUCCUGCAAAGAAUGUUUACUUCGGAACAGUAUCUGACGUCACAGUCAAUAGCAGCCAGUGAUGUAGAUCUUCUUCAGGUCACACAUAAACUUGAGUUUAUUUUCACAAAAAAAGGUACAAAAAUUGUAAUGUGACACAACAGACUUUGAAAUAUAAUCAAAGUAUUUUAUUUAAAAUUUGGAAACGUGGUUAUUUGGAUCGGUUUGAUAACAGUAUAACAGGCUCGCUGAAGCUCACUGUUACACCGUUAUCUAAAUUUGGCCAAAUAACCACGAUGUCAAAACAUUGUAACCUGAUAUUCUAUAUGUAUCAUAUUCCUAAUUAUGGGCUAGAUAUAUCAUAUUCCUAAUUCUGGACUAGAUAUAUCGUAUUCCUAAUUCUGGACUAGAUAUAUCAUAUUCCUAAUUCUGAACCACAUUUAUGGGCCACCAUUCUGCAACUGUGAAAUAACUUUUUUUCAUGGUGGUCUUAACAUUUGUGUAAUUCAUGGAUAAGUAUAGUCAAUGUAUUUACGAACACAACGAAAACAUAAAAAACAAAUAUAUAUAUAUAUAUAUAUAUUGGCCAAAAGAUGUACCAUGCUAGUAAUGAUGGCUAUUAAUUCAGGAUAGUCCCUUUAAUUAUAAUUUUUGAUAUCAUUAUAUUUGGGAGUCAAUAUUUUCAUUUCAAAAGUGGAAUGUGCCAUAUAUAGCUUGGUUUAUCAAACGAUUAUGGUUAAUAUCCCCACACCCUCAUCCCUAUGUACAGUAACUUACUAACUAUAUUUUCAUUUUCUAAAUUACGAUCAGAAUUAGGAGUAUACAUGUAUACAUGUAAGCCUGUUAAAAAAGUCUACCAACAAAAGACCAAACUGAAUAGAUAUAUAUAUUGUUAUCAAAGGUGUACUGCUGCUGUACCUGAUUUCAGUUGCACCAUUAUGUAAAAUCAGGCAUCUGAGAAUUAAAAAUGUGCGUAACCCAUAUACGAUUGUGACAAACAAAAAUUCUGGUAAUCCAUUUAAUUUGUUUGUAAUCUAUUGCAACCAUGUAAAUCAUGUCCUAAAUUUAUCUCUGAUACAUUUAUACUGUGUGUCAUGAAAAAUAGGUUACUGUAUACUUCUAGACUUGUGUGGGGUUUGUGUGAGUUAAACAGUUGUUAAAAUAAUUUUCAGUCCUGAAAAUUUGUAAAUGGUAUUCAUGUGGGUUAAAUAUUUAUUAUCAAAAGUAUUCACUGAAGUAGAUUCAGACAGUGCAGUUCCGUUGAUGCAUAUGACACGCAUUGUUACAUGGUACAGUUGUACUACUACAUGACACAAAAAAACACUGUUUGAAAUCACAUCGCAGACGCGGUAAAUUGCACAUAUUAUGACAUUAUUCAAGGAAGUUAAUUCAUUGUAAUUUUACCUUUUAGGCAAAAAGCUAUUUUAAUGCAGGAUUUUCAAUAAUCUUUAUGAGAUUGAAAUUGUCUUUAUUGGAAUUGAAAAAAAAUCUGUAAUGUCAAGUGUGAUAUUUAACAAAAAACUUGGCAAAAAAAAAUUUGGUCUGGUUUUAACUUAACUUUACCAUAAAGUUAACAUUUAAGAAACCCUUAAAACAAUGUCUUUAAUGUCCAAGAAGAAACCAGCGCCAUUAUUAUUAAUAAUAAGCAUGGACUCUUUCUCUCAGGUUGAAUCUCUGUGUUGUUAUUGUGUUGAAUGUGUGUUGUUAUUUUUAUUAAUUCAAUCAUUGUCUGUGAUCAAAUAUUCUGUGAUAUUCCUGUUUGUGUGUAUCUAAAAUAUAAUCAGUUCAUCAUACCCUUAAUUACGAAGUCAUUAAAAUCAUUUGUCCUUCUUAAAGUAAAGCCUGCUAGACUCUGGAGCUGUACACAUUAUAUAUGAAGAGUUUCAUAGCAAAACACGAUAAACACCACUAUACACGCCCAAUCCUAAAAACAGUUUAGUCCAAAUCACCAUAAACGUCACUCCAGUUUCUCUGCAAUCUGCGAUUUUUGCAGUGGAUUUCUUGGUGGUCCUUAUUUUAUAUUAUUUAAGAAACAUUCUGUUGAAAAGAAGUGACGUGGUAGAUUAAUUUGUUUUAGUUGGUUGGUUUGAAACCUGUUACGGUUCAAGGACGUCUUGGGCGGUACACCUACAUUAUCCGGACCAUAUAUUUUGGACGUGGAUUAACGGCCAGUGAGAGAGAACACAAAAGUAGUGGCUUGACCCCUCCCCAUUGAAGUUUAAAACUUUGGGUUGAGUUGAUACUAAGAUAUGAGUUCAUCAACUACCAGUCUUAGACCAGUGGCAUUGCCAAUGCAGUUAAAUUACCGUAACAUUUUUAAGCUUGGCCUUUUUUUCCAAUUCAAUUUCAAAACUCAAAAACUGUUCUGUUUCAUCAGUGUUAUUAGUUAGUCAAUUAUUAUAGAUCCAGUAUUCUCACUUAACAAACUUUUGUAUUCACUGUUCAUGCAUCACAUAAUAUGCAUUCAGACUGCAUGCAUUUUGUUUGACAUUAGUUUAAAUUACAGCCUGGGUUAUAAAAUUGUUUUAUUUACUGAGCAGGUUAUGAAGUCAUAAACAUUUUGUAACAAAAUACAUUUUGUAAAAUCAUCUGCCUUUUACCAGAGUGCCAUGUUGUUAAAUACUUUAAUCAUAGUUUUUGUUUGGUGAAGUGAGAAUGUUUACUCCUAUAUCCACGAAGUCAUAAUACUGAUAUAAUGUAAUAACAGCUAACGUAUGCAUUACUUGUUAUAUUAGAAAGACUGGUGUCUGUGAUAUUUUGAAUUUGUGAUGUUAUUACCUCUGAAAGUAUUUUGUCUUCACCUGACUUGUCUAAAAACCUAAUAUAUAUAUUUUUUUUUUCUUAUAUGUAUACUUGUUCUACUGGUUUUAUAUUUUGCAUUUGGCACUUUCUUUUAAAAAAAACUCCAAAUAAAUACAUUUAAUAAAGAA